AUGCUUAUUGGUUCCUUACGUAGACUGAAUUCACAUCAAAUAGCCACUAUACCCUCCUUUAUUAUAUCGAAUCGAUUAAAGCCAGCAUGGAAGAAAGGAGGCUUAUCUUCCACGACGAUGACGACAACAACAACAAAUGAGCCAUCAGAACCUGAAGCACCACAACACUAUUACUGCUGUGAAUCUGGAUGCGCCAACUGUGUAUGGAUCGAUUAUGCUGAACGUUUAUUUGAAUAUCAUAUGAAGAGAAUUCAACAGCAGAGGUCGUCAAAAAAUAAUAAUGAUGGCCCUAAUAUUAUGGAUAAAAACGAAGAAGAAGAAAUGUUGAGUGAAUUAGUUAACCGGCUACGAAAUGAAAUAAAUCAAGUAGAAGAUGUUAGUGUACGAGCAUUUCUACUCACUGAAAUAGCAAUUAAACGAGAUGAAAUAUUGAAAUCUUUACAAAAAGAUGCUUGA
This is a messenger RNA of Trichobilharzia szidati, 456 nucleotides long. Lineage: Eukaryota; Metazoa; Platyhelminthes; Trematoda; Strigeidida; Schistosomatidae. The record is from the annotation of a GenBank genome assembly.